AUGAAUUAAAAAAGUAUAUUAUCUCAUAUUUUUGAUAAUCCUUUUAAUAAGCUAAAAGUUGGAGCAGCAGCAAAAAAAACUUAGAAUAAGGAGGCAUUAAGAUUAUACAGAGACAUUUUAAAGUUUUCAAUUGAAUUCGAUUGGGCUAACAAAAAUGGAGAGAUUUGGUAUAAAGUUUAACUAAAGCAAAAGGAGAGACAUUAUUAGAAAGAGUGCUAGAAAGGAAUUUGAAAUAGCUAAAAAUGAAUAAGAUCCAUUUAUGGUCAUGAGAAUGAUAAUGACAUCUAGGGAAGCAAUGCAAAAAACAAGGGAGAAAUUGAAUGAGGAAUACUUUAAAUUAAAUACCACUUUUUCAGAAAGAACUAAAAUAAAUGAACAAAAUAAAUGUGAAUGA
Messenger RNA from Paramecium sonneborni, 394 nucleotides. Lineage: Eukaryota; Ciliophora; Oligohymenophorea; Peniculida; Parameciidae. The record is from the annotation of a GenBank genome assembly.